UCUGUUCCGACAACAACUGCUACCGGCUCCGUUGAGAUCCCCGUGAACACCACGUCUACCGAGACCUUCCCGACUACCACGCAGCUCCCGACCUUGUCUCAGCUGCCUACGGCCUCCACUACUAUCAGCAACUCGACUGACAGCUUGACUGUGGCUCCCACGGCUACGCCUUCCUCCCUCUCGUCGACCUCAGUCGCCAACGAGACCGCCACAGCCACCAACGUCGUCCCCACUACCACCGAGUCUUUGUCUACGGAGCCUGCCGCGACCACCACUCUCCCCGUGAACACUACUGUUCUCUCGGAGACUUUGAUCGAGACCACGCCGACCACGCCUACUGUCACCGUGCCGCCUACGACGACUCCCAUCAUCACGAGCAUACCCGCCACGGCCACCAUUACUGACUCGGAGUCCUGGUUGCCCAGCACCAUCAUUGUCGAGCAGUCCACUUCGCUCAGCACGCCCACGGAGGCCCUUGCCCCGACGUCGACCAUUCCUCUGCCCUCUGACCUUCCGAAGGUCAUCAGCGGCCCGGACCCGAACGUCGAGCAGCCCAAGGACACCAUUCUCCUGCAGAUUGGUUUCCUGCACGGUGAGAACUACCAGCACGUCAGCAAGAACCCCAACGCUGCCGCUCAGAUCUUCACGUGCCUGCCCAAGGCUUUGGCCGAUGCUGCCGGCCUGGACAUUAGCCAGAUCCAGAUGACCAAGCUCGUCCCCUAUGACACGUCCCAGACCCUCGGCUACAUCACCACGCUCGCCAAGUUCUACUACCCCAAGAGCAUGGUCGACACCCUGCGCAUGGAUAUCAAGAUUCCCAACUCGGCCAUCUACAACAACCCCGAUCAGCUCGUCUACAACCUUACUCAGAACAUUAACCCUGCCAUUGAGAUCAUUCCUGGCCAGGAGGAUGACGGCACCUCUACGGGCGGAGACGGAUCUUCGUCUACCUCUACCCCCAACAACCCCAACGACCCCUUCGGCACCGGUGAUGACGGCUCCAACCAGUCUCCCAUCCAAAAGGGCACUGCCGCCGCCAUCGGUAUCGGAGCUGUGGGUGUUGCUGCCGCGUACGGUGCUGCCAUGUUCAUCAUUGCCCGCCGCUACAAGCAGAAGAAGCAGGCUCACCGCCGCGCCAGCUCCCUCACCUCAUCCGAGAUGCGCUACACCGGUGCCGGCAGCCCGCCCAUGAUGGGCGGUGCCCUGAUGAGCCAGGACUUCUCCAACUACGGAGCCGCCGGUGGCCGCGAAAGCCACGGCAGCGGCCGUACGAGGGGAAGCGGUCCCGGCAACUCUGCGAGGACGGCCUACAUCUCGGCCCCCGUUGCUGCCGAGAACUCUCUCGGCUGGAACUGA
Molecule: messenger RNA, 1356 nt
Organism: Colletotrichum acutatum
Lineage: Eukaryota; Fungi; Ascomycota; Sordariomycetes; Glomerellales; Glomerellaceae
Exons: 1
Biological process (GO): signal transduction involved in filamentous growth; fungal-type cell wall organization; osmosensory signaling pathway via Sho1 osmosensor
Cellular component (GO): cell surface; site of polarized growth; plasma membrane
Molecular function (GO): osmosensor activity
Source: RefSeq, a predicted model, not a curated record